This is a messenger RNA of Cyprinus carpio (common carp), 2556 nucleotides long. Its product is annotated as vitamin K-dependent gamma-carboxylase-like. Gene Ontology annotation, biological process: peptidyl-glutamic acid carboxylation. Lineage: Eukaryota; Metazoa; Chordata; Actinopteri; Cypriniformes; Cyprinidae. Gene Ontology annotation, molecular function: vitamin binding; gamma-glutamyl carboxylase activity. The record is from RefSeq and is a predicted model, not a curated record.
AGUGCCCUCGCUCUCUCCGGAGAGCCGACCUUCCUCGCGCUGUGUGCGUCUGUGUGACACGUACCUCACUCUCGCGCGUAGAAGUCUACGGAUGCAUCGGUUAUGAAAGUAUCUCGGUCGGUUUAAGACUGACAAGCAUUUUGUAACGUUUAGCGAAGACUGGUUUCAUAACCUGCAACAUGGAGCCAGGAGCGCGUGACGCGACAGCAGGUGCUCCAUACGUUGAAGCAUCCAGAGUGAAGAAAAAGAGCAGUAAGGAGAACAAACAGACAACCUUGGCUCCGUCAGAGCAGACCAGCACCAUGAAGCGUCUCUUUGGCUUUGAGAAGGAAGACAUCUCCUCGUGGCAUCGUCUGGUGUGUCUCCUCAAUCGCCCCACUGACCCGGCCUCAUUGGGCAUUUUCCGUUUCUUAUUCGGUAUGCUGAUGGCGCUGGACAUCACCCAGGAGCGAGGCCUGAGUCAUCUGGACUACAAGUAUUUAGAUGGGGCACCGGUGUGCCGCUUCCCCCUCUUCAACUUCCUGAAGCCCCUUCCCAUGGACUGGAUGUUCUUUGUGUAUUUUGUGAUGUUCCUUGGUGCUGUUGGUAUCAUGCUCGGCUGUUUUUAUCGCCUUGCCUGUCUGAUGUUUAUAUCCACUUACUGGUACGUUUUCUUCCUGGACAAAACAACCUGGAACAAUCACUCUUAUCUGUACGGACUCAUCGGCUUCCAGCUCACGCUCAUGGACGCCAACAGAUACUGGUCAUUAGAUGGACUCCGAAACCCCAGGAAGAGGAACGCUCAUGUACCGCUGUGGAACUACACUUUGCUGAGAACUCAGAUCUUCAUAGUGUACUUCAUCGCUGGAGUCAAGAAACUAGAUGCUGAUUGGGUGGAAGGAUACUCAAUGAAGUACUUGGCGCACCAUUGGUUAUUUGAACCUUUCAAACUGAUCUUGCCGGUUGAAUUGAUCAGUCUGAUGGUGGUCCACGGUGGAGGUCUGAUCUUAGACCUCACAGCUGGCUAUCUGCUCUUCUUCGAUGCCACACGUCCUGUCGCCUUCUUCUUUGUCAGCUAUUUCCACUGCAUGAAUUCCCAGCUCUUUAGCAUUGGAAUGUUUUCGUACACCAUGUUGGCCACUAGCCCUCUCUUCUGCUACCCUGACUGGCCCAGACGCUUUUUCGGCCAUUUCCCAGAGUUCCUCCAGCCCAUACUGCCCUUCGUCUCUCCUGCCCCGAUUUCCAGCUCCUCCUGCGUCUACCCAAAACCACCCAGUGGGUCUGGAGGACAACAAGAGGCUCACGCUGCUCCCAAACCCACCACUCCGAGCUUCAAGCACAAGUUUAGAGCCAUCUUCACCAUCCUUUACAUCAUGGAGCAGUUCUUCUUGCCGUACUCACACUUCAUCACGCAGGGCUAUAAUAACUGGACAAAUGGACUGUAUGGCUACUCGUGGGACAUGAUGGUUCACGCUCGCUCACAUCAGCAUGUCAAGAUCACGUACAGAGAUGGUGUUACGGGGGAUGUUGGAUAUCUGAACCCUGGAGUUUUCACUCAGAGCCGGAGAUGGAAAGACCAUGGAGACAUGUUGAAGCAAUACGCUACUUGCCUCAGUGAAAAUCUGCCACAGUUCAAUAUCUCAGACCCAGAGAUCUACUUUGACAUUUGGGUGUCCAUUAAUGACCGCUUCCAACAGAGGAUAUUUGACCCACGUGUUGAUAUUGUAAAAGCCGAUUGGUCACCAUUCCGGCCCAAUUCAUGGCUCAUGCCGCUGCUCGUUGACCUCUCACCGUGGAGGACUAAAUUUGAGGAGAUUGAAGGGUCUUUAGACAACCAGACUGAGGUGGUCUUCAUCGCUGACUUCCCAGGCCUUUAUCUCGAAAACUAUGUGAGUGAGGACCUUGGGAACACCAGCGUUCAAGUCCUGGAGGGUCUGGUGAAUGUUGAAAUAGUGGACGAGAAGAAGAACUAUAGUUUACAACCUGGAGAAAAGAUGCAGAUUCCAGCUGGUGGGUACCAUAAGGUGUACACGGUGUCUGAAGGGCCGUCGUGUUACAUGUACAUCUAUGUAAACACUACUGAGGCAGAGCUGCAGAAGAACUUCACGAAGCUUUCUGAACUUCAGGAGAAAGUGCGCAAUGGAACGGAAACCGAGCCUCUUCCUCCUGAGCUGCAGCCACUCAUCACCGGUCUCGACGACCAGGACUCAGACAGCAGUGUAAUCGACCCUGUAGUGAGAAUCUUCCUGAAACGACAGAAGCGCAUGCAGGAGGUGAAAAAGAGACGAGAAGCUUCUUUAAUCGAAAGAUUCCAGAGAUUUGCCUCAAAGAAAUACUACUCGAUUAGACGAGGGUUCCUGAUGACAGCCAUUGCUUUGCGUAACCUGGCCGUGGGUUUGCCACCGCUGGAGCAACUGACAAGAGAAGUGGCCUACGCCAACAUGAAGGAGCCCGAGACCGAGACCGAGGCCAGUCAGGAUGAGCGUCUUAAAGAUGAGGUGGGCCACGGAGAGCUGUGAGAAAAGACACUGUUACUGAGCUGCUGGAUGAUCAAAUCAGUUUAUUGUUUACAGUUUG